Eruca vesicaria subsp. sativa (arugula) is the source of this 427-nucleotide messenger RNA. NCBI's taxonomy places the organism in Eukaryota, Viridiplantae, Streptophyta, Magnoliopsida, Brassicales, Brassicaceae. The record is from the annotation of a GenBank genome assembly.
UUGCUAUCUCCGUGUGAAAGGCGACAAAGCUGAAAAAACAACAGAUCCGACAAUGCCUAAGCAAAUCCACGAGAUCAAGGACUUCCUUUUGACAGCGAGAAGGAAGGAUGCACGAUCUGUGAAGAUUAAGAGAAGCAAAGACAUUGUCAAGUUCAAGGUCAGAUGCUCCAAGUACCUCUACACUCUCUGCGUCUUUGACCAAGAGAAAGCCGACAAGCUUAAGCAGUCUCUUCCUCCAGGUUUGAGCGUACAAGACCUUUGAAGAUGAUGAAGCUCGUUGUUGUGAUCAAUCCAUCUCAGAAUAUGUUUUUGUUUAGUUAAACUAUUGUUCAAACUCUUUCCGAGUAAUUGAGUAUGUUUUUGGAUGAUUUUUAUCUUAUUUUUGUUCUGGAUUCAGAAGAACUAGUUGGAUAUUAGUUCUGUACCU